UUCUUCUUUUUCAGUUCUUCACAGCAGAAAAAAGAAAACUUGAAGUAAUUCGAAGAAGCUCAGAAAGUAAAGAACUUUAUGUAGUUUUCUUCUUCUACUACUCAAGUUUCGUUCUCAUAGAUUUUUGAAGCCAUCCUUCAUCAGCCUCUCUGAGAUUUACUUUCAAUUUUGUCUUUUUCUUACAGUAUGUCCUUUCAAACUUGAAGACUUUCUCAUGGGGUGACAACUUGUAUGUUGAGGUAUGGCUGCCUUGUGAAUUGUGAUUAUAUCUGGUUUCAUUGCAAGGAAGUAUCGCCAAGGGCCGAGGAAUUCACUGUUCUGGUGAUUGCUUUCCAGUUAAUUUUGAGGUGAUUCUAGUUUUGCAAGUUAUCUAUUCUGAAAAAAGCUGCAAGGAUAUCAAAGCUCAUAUGUCAUAAAUGGACUUUUAACAGUUUGAUUGAUAUGGGUGGCUCUUGAGAAGUUGUAAUUUGAGACUCAGAUACGGUACAUAGCUCUGUGUAUUAUAAUGGAAAAGAUGGAGCAAAAGGAAAGUGAGAGUUGGAAAGAAUUGGUCAGGAAAAUGCUCCCACCAGGUGCAUCUCUCCCUGAAGAUUCAAAGGAGCUUGAUUACUCUAUAGCUAUGGAGUAUAAGGGCCCUCCGGUUUCUUAUGAGCUACCUAGAGUUGAGCCUCUUGACGUCAAUUCACAUGCCAUCUCUACUGCAGAAUCACUAUCAGAGUCCCAAAGGUCAGUUGCAGAUACUGGCCGUCAAGUUAUUGAACCAAUCCCCUUGCCAGUAUCUUAUAUUGCUGGUGUCACAAGCCCGCCUACACAGAGUCCAAGAGUUUCAGCAAGCUCCGAGUCAGUAGUAUCUGUCUUGCAAAACCCUGAUUUUUCUUCAGCUUCUCCUUCUGCUUCUCCUGGUUCAGUUCGCAAUCCUCCGAGACAAGUUGUUAAUGAAGCAAGGAGAGUGCCAGUCGUCACAUUUACUACUGUUGAAAGGUCAGAGAAGAAAGAUGUUGAUAUGGAUAAGCCGGUUUUCACUGAAUUUGUUGGUGUAUCAAAAGAAAAGAAGAAGAAAAGAAUUUGUUACCGUUGCGGUAAGAGGAAAUGGGAAACAAAGGAAUCUUGCCUUGUUUGUGAUGCUAAGUAUUGCAGCAGUUGUGUGCUUAGGGCGAUGGGAUCAAUGCCUGAAGGAAGGAAAUGUGUGACAUGCAUUGGCCAGCCCAUUGAUGAAUCAAAGCGGUCAAGACUAGGAAAACAUUCUAGGCUCUUGUCACGGUUACUUAGUCCUUUGGAGGUAAAGCAGAUUAUGAAAGCGGAGAAAGAAUGUGCUGCUAAUCAGCUCCGGCCAGAGCAGUUAAUUGUGAAUGGAUAUCCAUUGAAGCCAGAAGAGAUGGAAGAAUUACUUGGAUGCCCUUUACCUCCGAGGAAGUUGAAGCCUGGUAGAUAUUGGUAUGACAAGGAAUCCGGUCUCUGGGGAAAGGAAGGAGAAAAACCAGAUCGGAUAAUUAGUUCAAACUUAAAUUUCACGGGGAAGCUUAAUCCUGACGCAAGCAAUGGUAAUACUGAAGUCUAUAUCAAUGGCCGGGAAAUUACGAAACUUGAAUUGAGGGUGCUAAAGUUGGCAAAUGUACAGUGUCCACGUGACACACACUUUUGGGUUUAUGAUGAUGGUCGUUAUGAGGAAGAAGGUCAAAAUAACAUUAGAGGAAACAUCUGGGAGAAGGCAUCCACUCGUUUUAUCUGUACCUUGUUCUCUUUGCCUGUGCUUCAUGGUCAACCUCAAGGAGCAAGAGAGGAGGCUAGCAAUUAUUCUACUGUCCCAAAUUACCUAGAGCAGAAAAGGACCCAAAAACUUCUUCUACUGGGACUUCGAGGCUCUGGAACAAGCACCAUUUUCAAGCAGGCAAAAUUUUUGUAUGGGAAUGGGUUUUCUACAGAGGAACUGCAGGAUCUCAAGUUGAUGAUUCAGAGCAAUAUGUACAGAUACCUGAGCAUAUUACUGGACGGAAGAGAGCGGUUCGAGGAGGAAGCUAUGUCUUGUAUAAGAGAACUAGGUCCUGAUGACGAGAACAUUAAAGCAGGAGGGGAGGUUGACUCUGGUGAAACUGACCAGUGUGUAUAUUCGAUUAACCCAAGGCUAAAGCAUUUUUCUGAUUGGCUUCUGGACAUCAUAGCCACGGGAGAUUUGGAUGCUUUUUUCCCUGCAGCAACACGUGAGUAUGCUCCAUUAGUUGAGGAGCUGUGGAAAGAUCCUGCUAUACAGCAAACGUAUAAAAGAAAAGAUGAGCUUCACUUUCUUCCAGAAGUCGCAGAGUACUUCUUAAGCAGGGCUGUUGAGGUGUCAAGCAACGAGUAUGAACCUUCUGAUCGUGAUAUCCUUUAUGCUGAAGGGAUUACCCAAGGGAAUGGUUUGGCUUUGAUAGAGUUUUCACUUGACGAUCGUAGUCCAAUGUCCGAAACCUACACAGACAAUUUGGAAGCUCCAUCCCUGCCCCUGACCAAGUUUCAACUUAUAAGGGUAAAUGCGAAGGGGAUGAAUGAGGGGUGCAAGUGGGUGGAAAUGUUUGAAGACGUACGUUCGGUAGUCUUCUGCGUGUCCCUUAGUGAUUAUGAUCAGAUAUUGAUAACACCAGAGAGUAGUGGCAGUGGGACGCUACUUCAGAAUAAGAUGUUGCAAGCAAAGGAGCUAUUUGGAACAAUGAUAAGGCACCCUUGUUUUAAGGACACCCCAUUUGUGUUGAUACUAAAUAAGUAUGAUUUGUUCGAGGAGAAAGUCAACCGGGUGCCAUUAAGCACGUGUGAGUGGUUCAAUGAUUUCAGUUCAGUUAGGCCUCUCCAUAACCAUCACUCCCUGGCUCAACAGGCGUACUUUUACGUCGCGAUGAAGUUCAAGGAUCUGUAUGCUUCACUUACCGGACAGAAACUCUUUGUAUGGCAAGCUAGGGCAAGGGACCAUCGGGUAACGAUCGACGAAGCAUUUAAAUACAUAAGGGAGGUUCUCAAGUGGGAAGACGAGAAAGACGACAACUACUAUGGGGGAGAAGAUUCAUUUUACAGCACAGAUGUUAGCUCCUCACCAUUUGUGAGGCAAGAUUGAGGUUGCUUUUGGAAUUUACUUGUAUUCUUCCAGUAUGAAGAAGAAUGUAGAGGCGUUCUGUGAUUGCCUUGUUGCUUAAACAAAUGAGGAUUAGGUGUUUUAAUAGACAUUCUCUUUAUAGAAAAAUCAGUUUCGAAA
Molecule: messenger RNA, 3220 nt
Organism: Hibiscus syriacus
Lineage: Eukaryota; Viridiplantae; Streptophyta; Magnoliopsida; Malvales; Malvaceae
Product: extra-large guanine nucleotide-binding protein 3-like
Exons: 9
Coding region: 506-3082 (858 amino acids)
Biological process (GO): adenylate cyclase-modulating G protein-coupled receptor signaling pathway
Cellular component (GO): heterotrimeric G-protein complex
Molecular function (GO): guanyl nucleotide binding; GTPase activity; G protein-coupled receptor binding
Source: RefSeq, a predicted model, not a curated record